AUGGCUGAACCAAGCGCCAAGAAAGCCCGAAGCGAAUUCUUCCCUUCGAUCUCCAAGAUCCAAUUUGAGGGGCCGCAGAGCAUCAAUCCAUUGGCCUUCAAAUAUUACCAACCGGAUGAGGUCAUCAUGGGAAAGAAGAUGAGGGAUUGGUGCAGAUUUGCGGUGAGCUGGUGGCAUACUUUCAACGGCCAGAUGGGCACAGACCCAUUCAGCAAUGUCAAAACCCAUUUGAGACCCUGGGAUGUGGACGGGUCGAUGGACACUUUCCUCACCAGGGUGGAUGUGGCCUUCGAGUUCUUCACAAAGCUUGGCGUAGACUACUACUGCUUCCACGACGUUGAUGUGGCACCUCAAGGGUCCAGCCUCCAAGAAUUCCAAUCCAAUCUGGACGUCAUCUCAGACAAGCUGUUGUCCAAGCAGAAGGAGACUGGCGUGAAAUUGUUGUGGGCGACUCAGAAUCUCUUCUCGCAUCCUCGAUACAAAGAUGGAGCCGCCACCUCCCCAAAUUUUGACUCUUUUGCGUAUGGAUGUGCACAAACAAAGAAGAUGCUGGAUGUUGGGAAGAAAUUGGAUGCAGACACGCACGUCUUUUGGGGUGGCCGCGAGGGGUUUGCAACUGCUCUCAACACGAAGGUCAAGAGUGAACUUGACCACAUGGCCACCUUUCUGAAGAUGGCCGUGGCUUACAAAAAGAAGAUCGGAUUCAAGGCGCAAUUCACCAUUGAGCCCAAAGCUCGUGAGCCAACUGCGCAUCAAUACGACUACGAUGCCCAAACGGUCAUUGGUUUCUUGUAUCAGCAUGGCCUGGAAAACGAGUUCAAAGUCAACAUCGAGCCAAACCACACCACUUUGGCAGGCCAUGAUUACGAGCAUGAUUUGCGAAUGGCGUCUGCUCUGGGAAUGUUGGGAUCCAUCGAUUGCAAUGCUGGACAGCCCUACCUGGGAUGGGACACUGACGAGUUCCCUUCAGAUCCCAGGAAGUGCUUACUCUCGAUGCUCAUCGUGGUGGAACAGGGCGGCAUCGCACCCGGGGGCAACAACUUCGAUUGCAAGCUCAGACGAGAGAGCACUGACAUCGAGGACAUGUUCAUCGCUCACAUUGGCGGUAUGGACUGCUUGGCCAGAGGCCUCAUUGGUGCCUGCAAAUUGGUCCAGGAGGGCCUCAUGAAGAAAGCCUUGGAAGCAAGGUAUUCGUCCUGGUCGACCACGGCGUUGGCCAAGAAGGUCGAGGACGGCAAGGCAUCCCUCGAGGAGAUCGAGGCCUACGCCUUGAAGACCUCCGAGCCCAAGACCUCCAGCGGCAAGCAGGAGUAUUUGGAGCAGCUCAUCAAUCGGUACAUUUGA
Messenger RNA from Cladocopium goreaui, 1344 nucleotides. The record is from the annotation of a GenBank genome assembly. Lineage: Eukaryota; Dinophyceae; Suessiales; Symbiodiniaceae.